Parnassius apollo (apollo) is the source of this 411-nucleotide messenger RNA. The record is from the annotation of a GenBank genome assembly. NCBI's taxonomy places the organism in Eukaryota, Metazoa, Arthropoda, Insecta, Lepidoptera, Papilionidae.
AUGAGGAAUCCGGAAACGGUUAACGGAAAUUGUCAGUUGCCGGCUACCAAAAGAUUGUGGACUGAACUGACAGAAGCCCUCAAUGGAAUGGGAGGUGUUCGUAAGACACAGAAAGAUUGGUUAGAGUUAUUAGCACGCAUGGCGAAGGCUAAGAUGCGCACACAGCGUGCAUCUAUGCAAAGGACUGGAGGUGGUCCUCCAGCAGAUAUCUGCUUGACAGAACUGGAGAAAAAAACAAUAAAUAUAGAGGGGACAUCAACUAUAUAUGGAUUGCCUGGAGCUGUGGAAGCUGGUAUUAUUAUUGUCCCAGGGACUCCACAGCCCAUUGUUGAUGUUCCGGAUCCUUAUGUUAAACAAAACAUAGUCAUGGUUUUGGAUGAUACUCAACUGCCAAAGCCCAAGCAGACGUGA